Messenger RNA from Salvia hispanica, 2795 nucleotides. The record is from RefSeq and is a predicted model, not a curated record. NCBI's taxonomy places the organism in Eukaryota, Viridiplantae, Streptophyta, Magnoliopsida, Lamiales, Lamiaceae.
CUCUCCUCAAAUGCAGAUCAAUUCCCACUUCAAAAACCAUAGCUAGGCAAAUACUAGAUGAGUGUAAAAUGGAGCAGCUGAUUUAGGAUUUCAUGGCCAAUAUUCACACGUUGGUGGCCAGUGUAAAUAAUCUAUGCCUCUAUAGUGAAACUGGGAACAAGUUAUACUGUUACAAUGCGGGCGAUAUUCUAACUUGGCGGCGCAAUUACGAUUUUGACUAUCACAGUGGCUGCGGCCGCUCGUGGAGACUGUGUGCUGCCACGGUUCAGGAAAGUUCUAGUAAGAGCAAUGCCGCGAAUCAGGUUCCCGUUAUUGAAAUUCCCGUCACUUGCUACCAGAUUAUCGGCAUGCAUGAUCAAGCCGAGAAAGAUGAAAUUGUUAAGUCAGUGAUGCAUCUAAAAAGUGCAGAGAUUGAAGAGGGCUACACCAAAGAUGCUGUUUUGUCUCGCCGGGAUGUUUUGAUGGAUGUAAGAGACAAACUUCUUUUUGAACCAGAAUAUGCUGGAAAUUUCAAAGAGAAGCAGCCACCUAAAUCUUCUCUCAACAUUCCUUGGACUUGGUUGCCUGGUGCUUUAUGCCUUCUUCAGGAGGUCGGCGAAGAGAAGCUUGUGCUAGAAAUUGGGCGAAGAGCUCUACAGCAUCCUGAAUCAAAGCCAUUUGUUCACGAUUUCCUUCUAUCUAUGGCUUUAGCAGAGUGUGCAAUUGCCAAAGUUGGAUUUGAGAAGAACAAUAUAUCUCAAGGAUUUGAAGCUCUUGCCCGUGCUCAGUGUCUUUUGAGGAGCAAGAUAUCUCUUGGGAAUAUGAUAUUGUUGUCUCAGAUAGAAGAAUCAUUGGAGGAACUUGCUCCUGCUUGCACAUUGGAUCUUUUGGGUAUGCCCCAUACACCUGAAAAUGCAGAGCGAAGAAUUGGAGCAAUUGCAGCUUUGCGUGAACUGUUGAGACAAGGCCUGGAUGUUGAAACAUCAUGCCAAGUUCAAGACUGGGCUUGUUUUCUGCAUCAAGCACUCAAAAAGCUAUUGGCUACAGAAAUAGUGGAACUUGUUCCAUGGGAUAGUUUAGCUAUCACCAGAAAGAACAGAAAGUCACUUGAGGCACAGAAUCAAAGGAUUGUCAUUUAUUUCAGUAACUUCUAUGUAGUUUUGUUAGCACAUAUUGCCCUUGGAGUUUCAAGCAAACAAACAGACGUGAUUAACAAAGCAAAAUCAAUUUGUGAAUGCUUAAUAGCAUCUGAAAGCAUUGAUUUGAAAUUUGAGGAGGCCUUUUGUGCUUUCCUACUUGGGCAGGGUGAUGAAGCUACAGCUGUUGAAAUGCUAAGACAGCUUGAGCUGAAUUCUUCUCCUAGUUCUAAGAAAGCACUGCAAGUGAAAGAAACUAAAGAAGUUUCAAGUGCUAACAAACCACUGGAAACAUGGUUGAAAGAUGCUGCUCUUGGCAUGUUUCCAGAUACCCGAGAUUGUAACCCAUCCUUGGCUGACUUUUUCUAUGGUGAUAAAAGAGCUUCUGGAAAAAGACAUUACCGAAGAUCUUCUCCAGCUUUAUCUGACAUAAGGUACAGAUCACUUUCUGUUGCUCUUCCAACAGAUCGCAGAGAUGAAGUGCCAGGUUCUUUCACAGAAACUUCACGACAUCUUGGGCCAGCUGUCAAGGAGCUUGCUCCUCAUAACCUGCAAAGUCCACUGAUAGAGGGCAAGGCCAAUGCUGGAAGCAGUGUAGGCACACCCUCUAUUCAAUUGAAGAGAACAUUAGGUUCCAAGCAGGGUGGGGUGUGGAAUAUGUGGCUGGAUUUCAGUCAUGUGAUUGGAAAGAUGGUAUAUGCUACUGCAAUAGGCUGUAUCUUGGUUGCCAUGUUCAAGCUAAUAAACUCGCAACAGUUGAGACUGGGAAAUGGUUCUAGAUGGAGGAUGUAUGAACAAAGAAUUUCCGCAAACUCUCCUACCCUGACGGAUUGUUCUACGGAUUUUAGUUUCAGGCGUACAAAGCAAAAUGGCAUCAUGAGACAAAUCCAGAAAGUCUUUUCUCUUGUCAAAAUGCAGUAUAGGGACAAUCCAGAAUCUGCUGACCUACAAACAGCUUCUGUCUCUUCUUCAAUAUCAACUUAUAGGUUUCCAAUGCCGGUUGAAGAUGCUGAGGCUAUUGUCAAACAGUGGCAAGCAAUUAAAGCUGAAGCACUUGGACCUAACCACAACAUACGCGGGCUUAGUGAAAUACUUGAUGGACCAAUGCUUGCGCAGUGGCAAGCUUUAGCUGAUACUGCGGAAGCCAAGUCGUGCCAUUGGAGAUUUGUUUUGCUGCACUUGACAAUUUUACAUGCAGAGAUUUCAAGAGAUGGGAUUGGUGGAGAGAUGGCGGACAUAGAAGUACAUUUGGAGGAGGCCGCUGAACUGGUGGAUGAGUCCCUCCCUAAAAACCCAUCUUACUACAGCCCUUAUAAGAUACGUUAUCUUCUGAAGAGGCAAGACGAUGGCUCAUGGAAGUUCUGUGAAAGCGAUAUUCUAACUCUGUCAUGAUCUUUGGUUGGAGGGGACUGCUGCCGUGUGUAAUUCUCAUCAGCCGAUGCUCUUCAUCCACGCCUGAAUUUGACGAAAAACUGAGGAGCAUCGUCCUCGGCAUGGGGCUCCCCUCCUUCCUAUAAGCUAGCCAGUUGUUAACUUAGUUAGGAUAUUCCAUUUAUUGUAUCUUACCUUGCUAUCAGUCUAAACCAGCAGCUAGUUAUUGUAGGGGCUUGAGGUUUAUAGCUGGACUUAAGAUAGUUGUAUCUUAUUCCACCAUCUAUUGAUUUGGUUAAUUGAGCCAUU